AAAGAACUGCAGUUCCGGAAAGCGCUGGAGGACGUUCCCUUUUGAGGCGUCGUGAUGUGUGGGGACUGUGUGGAGAAGGAAUAUCCCAAUCGGGGUAAUACCUGCUUGGAGAAUGGAUCUUUCUUACUGAACUUUACAGGCUGUGCAGUAUGCAACAAGCGGGAUUUUAUGCUGAUCACAAACAAAUCCUUGAAAGAAGAAGAUGGAGAAGAAAUAGUUACCUAUGAUCAUUUGUGUAAGAAUUGUCAUCAUGUAAUAGCCAGGCACGAGUACACAUUCAGCAUCAUGGAUGAAUUUCAGGAAUAUACCAUGCUGUGUCUGUUAUGUGGCAAAGCCGAAGAUACUAUCAGCAUUCUCCCUGAUGACCCCCGGCAGAUGACUCUGUUAUUCUAAGCAUCCUUCUUCUGUUCUGUUGUAAUUAUGUCUGGUUGGUUUACAAUACCAGCAAGCCUGAUGGUUUGUUUUACUUA
Molecule: messenger RNA, 470 nt
Organism: Choloepus didactylus (southern two-toed sloth)
Lineage: Eukaryota; Metazoa; Chordata; Mammalia; Pilosa; Megalonychidae
Product: protein Churchill
Exons: 1
Coding region: 55-393 (112 amino acids)
Biological process (GO): fibroblast growth factor receptor signaling pathway; positive regulation of DNA-templated transcription; multicellular organism development
Molecular function (GO): zinc ion binding
Source: RefSeq, a predicted model, not a curated record